GUAACAACAUAUAUAGGCAUGGUGCUGAACACCCAGGAGCAGCUUCUUAAACUUGAAGCAGCAAAUCCUGAAAAACUUGUAUCGUAUGGGAACGCAGUGCUGAACACGACAGAAAAACUGGUGUCUACACUGGUGACGCCAACAGAAACCAGCUACAAUCUUAGCAUCUCUCUUAAGGGCUUAGAUCUUCAAGUCUUUGCAGUUGGACCAAACGCUUCAAUGAACAAAAUUCCUCAGCUCAGUCUGGGCAGCACUCAGAUGGAAAUUGACCUCAUCCAGAUUUCAAAGAAUAAUAACGGAUCUGCUGCUGUGGCCUUCAUGAGUUACAGUAACAUGAACAGCAUGCUGAAGCCCAGUUUCUUCAACACAACUGAUAACGACACAGUGAAAACCAUGAUGUCCACUGUGGUGUCGGCUACGCUGCCCAAAACCAGCGACACUCGACUCACCAAACCAGUCAACUUCACCAUGAAGCACAUUAAAGAAACGGAUCCUAAUGGUACUCUCUCCUGUGUGUACUGGAAGAACACUGAAUGGGUUGUAGAUGGUUGUUAUCUUGUCCAGACCAACAGUACUCACACCGUGUGCUCCUGUGUUCACCUGUCUACCUUCGCUCUCAUCAUGCAGACCAAACCCUCAGCAGAAACAAGUGACUCUCUUCUAGAGCUGCUCAACACUGUACUGGUAUCAGUGGGGCUGGUGUUCCUCAGCUUGACUCUGUUGACUUUCGCUGUUUGUCGUCGACACCUGAGGAUGAACAACACUCCCAGAAUAAACCUGUGUAUCAGUCUUCUGCUGGCUCACCUGAUCUUCCUCCUCACUCAGAAAUUCAUACACUAUAUCCAGCCUCUACAGUUGCUCUGUGCAGUGUUAGCAGGAGUUCUGCACUUCUUCUUCCUCUCUGCUUUUGUGUGGAUGUUGAUUGAAGCCGUGCUGCUCUUCAUCUCAGUGAAGAACCUCACCAAGAUCAGAUCCAAGCAGAAGGAGGUGCUCGGCUGGAAAUGUUUGAUUAUAAUUGGAUAUAUUAUUCCGCUGGUUGUGGUGGGCGUGUCUGUUGGGCUGUUUCCUGGUGGAUACGGCAGUGAAAAAUGCUGGCUUAAGAUGGAAAGAGGAUUUAAUUACAGUUUUCUGGCACCUGUGUGUGUAAUUCUUUCUGUUAAUGUGAUCAUCUUUGUCGCCAUUCUUUUCAUGAUGAGAUCUGCCCUGGCAGCACUGAACAGUAGCCAUUCCCAGAUCAAUCAAACCAAGAUUCUUGUUUUUAAAAUGCUGGUUCAGAGCGCCAUCCUCGGUUGCCCCUGGAUUCUGGGUUUGUUUAUAAAUGGCAGUCCGGUGUUGGAGAUGGUCUUCAUCUUCCUCAACUCCCAGCAGGGAACCUUCAUCUUCCUGGUCUACUGUGUCCUCAACCAAGAGGUCAGACAGCAAUAUAGAAAGUGGGCAAGCUCAUGUUGUGUCUGCAAGAAAUGAGCUACAGCAACCAACCAGAAGAAACAUCUUAUUGAAGAAGCAUAUCAUUGGCAUUAACUGAACUAAACUCAUGACUACAGGAAUAAAAUAUGUAUAUAUUUCACGAUAAAUAUAAUAAAAAUUGCAUUCAACAAUAAAAAAGUCAGCAUUAGGGAGGUCAAGAUAUAUGAGAUGAUCAUCACCCUCAUCUCAUCCUAAGAAUUACAAUACUAUUUUACAUCAUUUUUUAUGUAUAUUUUAAUUAAUUUCUAUCUUAACUAAUUUUCAGUUCCAUUUUUGCAGUUAUCUUUCUUUCGUUUGGGUUUUCUUAACCCUUUUAGACCUGAAUUGUGUUCUAGUGGUUGAACAAUAUAAAAAUGCUAUAUCCUGACUGUAAUGCACACAAAAAAGGUUAUACUAGUCUAAAAUAAAAU
Molecule: messenger RNA, 1877 nt
Organism: Astyanax mexicanus (Mexican tetra)
Lineage: Eukaryota; Metazoa; Chordata; Actinopteri; Characiformes; Acestrorhamphidae
Product: adhesion G protein-coupled receptor E3-like
Exons: 10
Coding region: 19-1464 (481 amino acids)
Biological process (GO): cell surface receptor signaling pathway; adenylate cyclase-activating G protein-coupled receptor signaling pathway
Cellular component (GO): membrane
Molecular function (GO): G protein-coupled receptor activity
Source: RefSeq, a predicted model, not a curated record